Messenger RNA from Peronospora farinosa, 1191 nucleotides. Lineage: Eukaryota; Oomycota; Peronosporomycetes; Peronosporales; Peronosporaceae. The record is from the annotation of a GenBank genome assembly.
AUGAUGGACGAGAAAUCGAGAAAACCUGAAGAUACGCCCUUCAAGCAACAGAAGCUUAAGGCCUGGCAACCAAUCUUGACACCCAAUUGGGUCAUUGGUACCUUUGCUAUCGUUGGCCUCAUCUUUAUCCCCAUUGGGGUCGUACUACACACGGAGUCGGACAAUGUCGUGGAAUACUCUAUUCAAUAUGAUGGAAACGCAAUGACAUCUUCAUCCAACAUUGUAAACAUUGGCAGUGGCUGUUACUUAAGUGAAGUGGAUGAAGGCGAUACAUUUGAUGUGAAGAAACAUGGCUGCAGAAUUACAUUUGAUAUUGAAAAAGACAUGAAAGCACCCGUGUACUUGUAUUACCAGCUGGAUAAUUUCUACCAGAAUCACCGUCGUUACGUCCAGAGUCGCAGUGAUGCUCAGCUUCGUGGAGAUGCAAUGGCCAGUACCAGUGACUGCUCACCGAUGGUGAAGUCUGGGACGGGUAUUUUCAAGUACAACUCAACGGCAGUAAAGCCAAUUGGUGACAAUAAGACGGACUACACGCUGAUGCCUUGUGGAUUGAUUGUCAACAGUUUGUUUAACGACAUUUAUUGGGUGAACAAGCUUGUAACUGGUGGCGAGACGUACUACCAGAACGAUACGUAUCAAGGCAAGACACUUGUGAAUCUUGUGGAUCAAACAGGCAUCGCCUGGAAAUCGGAUGUUGAGACCAAAUUCAAAAAUAUCAACUUGGACGAGCUUGCGGACGCAGACAACACGAUGAUGCUUUGGCAGAACCCCCGCUACCGCUACAUCAUUCCCAUGUACAAGGGCCAGGAACCUAUUGCCAACAAGACGGCAUGGACGACAAACGCACCUGCUUACGGUGUCCAAGACGAGCACUUUAUCGUCUGGAUGCGCACGGCUGGACUGCCUAGUUUCCGCAAACUAUAUGGCCGUAUUGACACAGAUUUGGCGGCGGGCACGAAGCUCGAGUUCCUCGUUUCUAGCAAUUUUGUGGUAAGCACAUUCGAGGGCAAGAAGUCGAUCGUGAUCUCUACCACAUCAUGGUUUGGUGGCCGAAAUCCGUUCCUUGGCAUCGCGUACAUCAUCGUGGGUGCGCUCUGCAUGGUGCUGGCCAUCUUGUUUUUUGCCAAGCACAAACUCAGUCCGCGUAAGCUGGGCGACACGCGGUACUUGGUCUGGAAGAACAACCACUAA